Podarcis muralis (Common wall lizard) is the source of this 2214-nucleotide messenger RNA. The record is from RefSeq and is a predicted model, not a curated record. Lineage: Eukaryota; Metazoa; Chordata; Lepidosauria; Squamata; Lacertidae.
CUGCUAAAACAGUGAGCCUGACGGGAUGGGGGAACGUGUGAACAAGUGUCCUUCCAGAAAGGAGCGGGAAAAGAGAAACGCAGCGCUGAUUUAACUCCACCUGCUUUAUAUCGCUAUCGUUGCCUCUCUGGUGCAUUAAAGCAAAAACAAACCACAACUCGUGUGCCCGGCGUGCGUGUGGCCCGGAUUCCUUUGCCAAGCGCCAAGGCCGAGCUGCUUCGUAUACUUAACAUGGCAUCAAAACUUCAUCAAAAAGCUUUUUCUCAGUGUGAGAAGAUGUUUGUGGUGCUGGGCAGCCCUUUGGGAAAAAUUGAGAUAUCUGGAUGCAAGCUGGGGGUCCAUGAAAUCCACCUGGAGCGAAAUGCUGUGCUACAAAAUGGAUUCUGCUUUCCACAAGAUAAGCCACCUGGUUGGUUGUACGGGAACGUGAGAUGUCCUGUUGUAGUUCUGGUUAUUAUCGUUGGAUUAGUUCACCAGCAGCAGGUCUCGUACAUGCAACUCCCUGCAGGUGCAUCUGUGUCUUGUGAAGUAUGUGAAGCCUCAGAGGAAACAGCGGAGCCGCUGAAACAGUGUGUGGCUUGGUUUCAGGCCUAUUUCUGUGAACCCUGGAUGAUAGAGAAGCUUCCGGUGCCCCCUUUUCACCACCCGCUGCUGGAGAACGCUUCAUUCACCAGAGAAGUGUUGUGGACCCUGUUGAGAGAUGUGAAAUUUGGAGAGGCAGUUUCUUACAAGCAAUUAGCGGACCUGGCAGGCAACAGCAAGGCAGCCAGAGCUGUGGGAGGAGCAAUGAGAAGCAAUCCUGUCCCUAUUAUAAUACCGUGCCACAGAGUGAUUUGCAGCGGUGGACAGACUGGCAACUACACAGGAGGAAGUCAUCUGAAAGAGUGGCUUUUGUCACAUGAGAAGCUUCAGAAGGAAAAGUUAGCAUAUUGAUGCAGUUCAGGCACAGCUGUUAUUCAGCCAAAACACAUAACCAAAGAUACUUGGCUUAUAACAAGCUUUCAGAACACACAGUAGAAUUCAGGAAAAUGGUAAAUAUUUGAGUGACAUAUAAAUAUAAUACAACAUCCGAAGCGAAAUGUGUGGUGGCACUACUAUAUUAAAAAAGCUGAAUAUGUCCUAAGGGAUACAGCUUGUAUGGCCUUUCUUGUUUUUACAUUUUACAGCAGAAUGAGUACAGCGGACUGUGCCUGUUGUGCAUGUAUUUUGUUCCCAUCUCUAGUGCUGUUUUGUUCUAUUUUUAAUGUCCAUUAAAGCAAGGAUAAGGGAGUGGGAGGGGCAUGGCAAAUGUUAGAUGCAACUGCCCCUCUAAGGAAGCAUCUGGCUCGCAGAGGGGACAGCCGGGAAUCCACAGCCUUCGCGUGUAUUCGGAGAGCCAAAUUAAAUGCAUAAGCUUCAACACACACCUCCCCCUGUUCCUGCCUGGAUUUGUAUUUGUCCAAAUUGAAAAGCUUGUACCUCUGCCAGGCUUGGUGCCCAAGAUUCUCCUGUUUUCUUUGAUGUUUGAACUGUUGAAAUGAUGUUUUACGUAAACAGUUGUUAAUGAAACGCACUGAAAACCCAUUCAAAAGGAAACGGCUAUUGAAUUGCCUAUUCACAGCUUUUCUUUUCAGAUCAUUGUAGAUGGCUUAAAAAGAUAUGAAUAAAAAUAUUUUGUCUCCAUUAGCAUUGCUUAAUGUAGGCAGAGAAAACAGAUGCUGAAAAGCAGUUUAAUGACAAAACAAAUAUUUUUAUAAAAAUUAUGCUGCUGUGUUAGUUACCUUUUGCCAUAAUUUAGAAGUAUAUUUUUUAAAAAAAUAUUUCUGAUCAACAGCGCUUCUGGUUUUUUUCUUAGCAUUUGCUUUUUUAAAAAAUUUUCACAUAGGUUAUACAGUACUCGGGAUUAUAAAAAGCAAGAGCUAUGCAUUAUAUUAAACAUAGAAUGCUAUCCAGAAAAAAUAUAGUCAGCCAAAGGACACUGAAACUAAACUUUCUGGUUAUUUAAAAAGAACUCAAUGUAAGUAAAAUAUUACAAACCACCAGAAACUCAAAUUUUCAUUGAGGGAAUCAUAAAUAGUAACACAGUAAUACUGAUUUUUAUAUUUUUAUCACAUUCUUAUAUAUAUAUAUGUUGCUUUAGAAGGCUGAUUGCUAACAAAAAUUAUUGUGUUAGGUUACUCCAUUAAUGUUGUGUUACUGAGAUGUUAGAAUUACUUUAUUAAAACCUGUUCUGCA